AGCAAACUCCUCCCGGACAGGGCGACAGGGACCAGGGGACCAGGGACAGGGGAUCGGGAAUCCAUGACACCCGCGCUGCUGCUGCUGCUGUUGAUCCUCGGCUCAGGCUGUUAUGUCGCUGGGCUGGAUCACAAUGACACUGACUCUGGGAAAGGUGGGCUUCGAUCGUCUAGGGACGGUAGCGACAACGGUGGCUUCGAGGUCACCACCAGCACUGAGGUUGCUGCGAGUGCCACGCCUUCUACCAGCGAGCCGUCCUCCAGGGCUGAGGAGGACUACUCAGAAGAGGAUGACACUGAACUGGCAACGCUGGGCUACAUCGUAGAUGAGUCUGUCAGAGUUGAACAGGUAGUGAAACCUAAGAAAAACAAGACACAAGGCGAGAAGACUUCAGAUAAACCCAAAAGAAAGAAAAAGGGAAACAAAAAUGGAAAAAACAGAAGAAACAAGAAGAAGAAAAAUCCAUGCAUGGCAGAGUUUCAAAACUUCUGCAUUCACGGGGAGUGCAAAUACCUGGAGAACAUGGACAAAGUGACUUGCCAAUGUGACCAGGAUUACUUUGGAGAAAGGUGCGGAGAGAAAUCCAUGAAGACUCACAAGAUUGCUGGCCACGACCUGUCAAAAAUCGCACUGGUGGCCAUUGCUGCUUUUCUCUCUGCCUCCAGCCUCACAGCCAUCGCAGUGGUGAUCACAGUCCAGCUUCGGAAGCGAUACUUCAGGGAAUAUGAAGGAGAAGAAGAACGGAAGAAACUUCGACAAGAAAAUGGCACUACACAUGGCAUGGCAUAACUGAGAAUGACACAGGACAUCAGAUCGGAAGCCUCCCCCUUCUCAGAGUAAACCAUGAGCUGGUCUCCUUUCGGUGAAGAAAAGGGAAACUUCUGGUGGCCACGUCACUUUUUAUUAGAAGUGUUUUUUCUGUACAUAAAGAGAUGUGUGGAGAUAAAGAGUAUUUUUUCAAGUUGUAAAUAAUUUAUUUAAUAUUUAAUGGAAGUGUAUUUAUUUUACCACUCAUUAAACUUUUUUAAUGAAACAGA
Cavia porcellus (domestic guinea pig) is the source of this 1037-nucleotide messenger RNA. RefSeq names its product amphiregulin (gene Areg). Gene Ontology annotation, biological process: positive regulation of cell population proliferation; epidermal growth factor receptor signaling pathway. The coding region runs from base 64 to 789 and encodes 241 amino acids. Gene Ontology annotation, molecular function: epidermal growth factor receptor binding; growth factor activity. The transcript has 6 exons. The record is from RefSeq and is a predicted model, not a curated record. Lineage: Eukaryota; Metazoa; Chordata; Mammalia; Rodentia; Caviidae.